Puntigrus tetrazona (Sumatra barb) is the source of this 5173-nucleotide messenger RNA. It is a transcript of the gene insyn2b, whose product is annotated as INSYN2B protein. Gene Ontology annotation, biological process: inhibitory postsynaptic potential. Bases 435 to 2006 code for a protein of 523 amino acids. NCBI's taxonomy places the organism in Eukaryota, Metazoa, Chordata, Actinopteri, Cypriniformes, Cyprinidae. The record is from RefSeq and is a predicted model, not a curated record. Gene Ontology annotation, cellular component: postsynaptic density. The transcript has 4 exons.
CACCAGUAGAUGGAAGGAGAGACAGAUGUGCUCGUGAAAGAGAGACAGAUCAUAAACACAGACAAGAGAGAAUCACACAGACGGAUGUAAGAAAGAAGAACAGAAACGCACGGAGGAGUCUGAUCUCACAGGAAUAUAAGAGAAACAGAAAGAGUGAACAAGACAGAGAUGAAGAGAUGCAGAGAUGAAGAACAGUCCGUUCACCUACACAACACUCUGUAAUGAAGACAGGCAUACAACAAAUCGACUGGAAUAACAGCAAGACGGAUUUAAAAGCAAAACUCUGAUCAAUGCGAUCAUUUCUAAUGCUGUGGAAUACAACCUCCCAAAACACACCACGAAACAAUCAUCUUUGUUUUAGAUAGUAUGCUUAUAAACAAAGGCCACACCCCCUCCAGCUCCUCCUCAGGGGGCUGAGCCAGUCAGCAGAGGUCAUGGGCCGACGGGCAGCUGACGCAUCCAAUGCGGUGCCAGCAUUGGAGGUGCCUCUAGCUGGUGGGCGGGCUGUCCUGUCUCAAAAAUGGGGACCUUUGUGCAGCGUUGGCGUCCAAACCUCGCCAGGUCUCCGCUCACUUCCUUCAUUGAAGAAAAGGACUCAAACAGCCAGUACGGCCAACGGACCGACUGCCGAAACCAUGUCGCUGGACCGGGUGAGGCGCUGUGAAGUCAACGGAAGGCAUGUCAUCAAGGCAGCGUCCAGGAACCAUGUGGCACAGGACAGGACGUCCCAGGAGAGCGAGGUGUACUGUCAAAUCAAAGCCAAUCCAAACCAAUCCGGUCAAAGAGGGAGUUUAAAAAGAACCCCUCGCUACGUUAAUGGAAGUAUUGUUGCGCCAGAGGUGGUAGGCGGAGUUUGCAGCGAAGGGGCGGAGUCUGAGGAAGCAAGGCGACAGAGUCAAACAAUGACGCGUGAAUGCAGACGUGGUCAUUCGCUGAAAGGGGAGGCAGCCAGGCCAUCCACCGGCCCGUACAACACGCCCCCUCGCACAUGUCGAGCGAUGACAUCAUCGCCCAGACUGUGCGCCAGCUGUGGGCGGAGGCAGUCUCAAGCCCCACCCUGCAUGGCGCCCGCUUGUCGCAAACGAGCCGCCAGUCAGGUUCAAGCGAGCAUGACGCUCCCGACGCCACCAAGGAAAAGCUGUUCGCCUCGCUUGCAGAAACGGAACUCUACGGUUGGACAGCCAACAUAUGCGCAAAUCCCCAAUCACACAGUGCAAAACGCAUGCUCCACCCCUUUACAAUCCAACAAAAAAGAUGCAAGAACAGAGGCGUCGACGCACUCUGAAAAGCCCAGUAAUGACUCGACGACGCACAAAAUGCAAAGACGAGUCAAAACAGAAUCAAUCGCACAACAAGACACAAAGGACAAGUGUGCGAUUACGCAAACGCACCAAUCAGCCACGUCUAAAACAAUUGGCUGUGAGUCCCAAGCCACACCCACUCCUCCACCUAAGAAAGACUUGAAGCCAAUACAGGUCAAAUGUAAACCAGCACCUCCAGAACUUCUAAUUGGUAUAGGGGUGGAGCCUAAACCACAAACCCCGCCCCCUCCUCAAUCAGAACCUGCAACCGAGACAGAAACGGACUCUAAAGACACCCACCCACCUCCAACAGAUGAUAUACCACAAUGCAACGGUGCACCCGGUGUUCUACACGGACUGCUGCAGAAUGUAGAAGAAAACCUGCUGUAUAAUCAGGAAAAGAUCAAAGUUCUUCUCAAUGUCAUUCAGGAUCUGGAGAGGAACAAAGCAAUGAGUGAAGGGCGUUGUUCUUACAGAACAGGUCAGGACAUCAACAACUGCUCAACCUGCCAGAAAACAGCCUGCAUCAUUUACAGUGUGGAGCACGACUUCCGCGUGCAGGAGGGACGAUUUCAAAGCAUUCUGGAAGCCUUGGAUGAAGCAGAGUACGAUGUUCCCGGCCCCGUCCCAAAGCCCGCCCACAUACGCCCUCGAACCAAGAGCCGAGUCAAGAAACUGCGAAAGAAGUGUUUCUGGUGGCUGUAGAGAACCGCCUCUACACGAAAAAUUCAUAAUGUAGUUUGUUUGCAUUCACGGGAAAACGCCACCAGCAUGUGGUUACGAUGUUGAAAAACCAAACUUACGGACGUGUAAGCUUCAUAACACAGUCCAGGAGGAUUUGUUAAAAAAACGUUACUCUUACUGAACGGAUUAAGCUUUGAAAUAACUGUUACGUUGUGACAAACUUCUCAAAGCCACGGCUGAACCAAAAGCUCGUCUGACAUCCUGAAAACUUGAGGACAAUUUAAAACCCAAGGAGACCCACAAGACCUUGCAUCUAACCAGUCAAUAAAUCCCCUUCAUAGUGUCUGACAGAGGCAGAACGCAGUCGAUAUCCCUCUUUACGCUGAUGGACGGAGUGUUAUCCUGAUGGAGAUUCUCUGUCUCAUCUCCUCGUCAACGUUCCCUGACCUUUGUGUGUGGAUGGCUUUCGUCCCCGACUAAUGAAUGUCUAGCGCUCUGUUCCCAAGCCUAGCGAUCUGCCUACCUACACAGCAUCUUAAGUAACCAGGAGUCGAGCUCCCCGUGCGGAGGCAGCUUCGGAUUACGCCGUCUUAUAAGAUGCAACCAACACUGCAUUGUGCUUAACGGACAAAUCCUAACCUUUAAUGGAAAGCUCAUACACUCAAAAAUGGAAAUUUGCAGAAAACUAACUCACCUUCGGCUCAUCCGAGAUGUAGAUGAGUUUGUUUCUUCGUUGGAGCGCAAUUUGGAGAUGUGUAGCAUUACAUGACUCAUCAGUGGAUCCUCUGAAGUGAAUGGGUGCCGUCAGAAUGAGAUAAAAACAGCUGAUAAAAACAUCACAAUAAUCCACAAGUAACAACUCCAGUCUAUCAAUUAAUGUCUUGUGAAGUGAUUAAGAUGUUUUUAGCUUCAAACGUUUGCUUUUGGAAUUCCAGAUCCAUAAUAAUGCUUCCUUCCAAAUGUCCCUCUCAUGUACAUUUUUGCCGUUUUGAGAAGGCUGCUUUGGAAAUCUAAUAGGUUACAGAUUACAAGUAGUGUAAUUACUUUAAUACAGUAAUGUAAAUGAUUACAUUUGAUUACUCUUUGUAAAAAGGGUGUUUUUACAAAGGGGAAUUUUGACCGAAGUAUGUUGCAGACCUUUCAAGAAGAACCUAAAGAAUCAUACCGACUUGUGGAAGAUGGGUAUCCAUUGUGCCCUUUCAAACACAGCCACUACAAAAUCAGACUUACUUUGAGGUCGUUCUAAACUUAAAUACAUAUUUAAAAUCACAACAAGAAAUAUUUAAUUAGCUAUGAUACUAUUUCUAAAAUCAAAAAAACACCGGAAUCUAAUGAGGCCUUGAAAAAAGAAUCUUAAAAGUGAAGCAGAGCUGAACAAAAGCGUUAUUGAGUUAAAUUCCUGAAACAUUGUGUUUUUCUAUUUUAUAACAGUCAAUUUAAUUUAUGAAGGAAAUCAGCUGAAUAAACUAAAAAGUAUGUGUGGGGGGAAAAAUAUUCUGAUGUAACCCCCUUUGUAAUACUUAACUUUUCCAUAAGUAACUGUAAUUUAAUUUCACAUUGUGCUCUCAGUAAGCGUUACAUGUAAGUAGUCACUUCCCAACACUGUUCUGGACAACUUUCACUUGUAAGCUGUACUUGAUCUGUGCAUAUUUCUCUCCUCCUCCAGGCAAGACUGCUGUUUUCACUGGAGAAAUAUUAUUAUGAACUAUAGAUUUUUUAAGUAAUAAUGUAUUAUCUUUGUAAUAAUGGAUUCAUUUCUUACAAACAUGCAGCAUUUCGGUUGACAAGGCAUUAAUUCAUGGACUAAAGAGCUGUGUAUUACUUGUGGAUUAUUGUGAUGUUUUUUUUUUUAUUCUGACGGCACCCAUUCCCCUCAGAGGAUCCAUUGUUGAGCAAGUAACAUAAAGUUACACAUCUCCAAAUGUGUUCCAACGAAGAAACAAACUCAUCUACAUCUCGGAUGACCUGAGGGAGAGUUCAUUUUAAGCAAAUUUCCAUUUUAAGAUCAUUCGGAAGCAAUCAGUCACUCUAUGCCUAUUUUACACAGUAAGCAGCUCACUAGGUUUCAAAACGGAGUUUAACAUAUUAAAGAUUAAAACACAAAAUAUUAAUUUUUAAGUUCUGAAAUUCUGAAGUUUCGAUGUUGUUCAAGAAGCAAAACCAAUUUGACAUUCUUGGAUUAAAUCUGUGCCAUUUUUAGUUGUACGUAUGUACAUGUACAUAAGCAUAUUUUUAAUACGCUGUAUCAAAUUAAAAGAAGUUACAUUUUUCCAAAACCAUAUCACAUUCGGUUCCCUGCGGGCCGUUUUCAGGUGUAUGCGAAUGGCCCCUGUUGCUACAGCUAUAUCUAAUCAAAAUUACCAUAAUUACUAAAUGAGACUCUACUCAGAAUUAUCCCGUUUCUCGGAAUCAGAAAUGGUUCAUUUCUAUGGCAACGCUAAAAUGACUGCAAACUGCUGAAUAGCACCAAAACGGCAGCAUGUCCGGCUUUACCCGUGAUGAAAUGAAAAUAAUGAAUCACCACAUUAAUUUACCUCCAUAAUCUCAGCGCAUCAGGAAACAUAACAAAACAGUAGUAAAGGUAAUAUACAGUAUGACCAGAGGUACAGCAGCCCUUGUUUUCCUGUAAUUGAAGCUGCUGUCAGUUCUAGUGAGUUUCUGACUUGUAAAGUUCGACGAAAACACGGGCAGGUUUCGCUACGGUACUUGGAAACCGGUAAUUAUGGUAAUUUCACCGCGACAUGAAAUCCGUAAUAAUGCAAUAUGCACAACACAAACACGCGAGACUAAAUUUAAAGUGUAGAUGUUUGAUGUUCUCACGGACAUUGUAGCUUUAAUGUUUAGAUUCAUUAUAAUCAAUUAAUUCACGAAUACUGAUAAGCUUUUCUCUAUCGUUCACGCACCUUCUCAUACACAGAUCAACGCGUUUUGCUUCCUAGAGUACGUAAAACACACACUGGUUCGAACGCACGUCUUCCACUCCGUGUCUGUCCUGUAUUCACGUCCAAACUUGAAAAUAUACAGUAUAUACAUAUAAAUAUAUAAAAUAACAAAUAUUGUAUUCAAUGUAUUUUUAUACGCUGAUAUUCCGAUAGUCUAAGACUACAUUUCCUGCAGUGCACUUCUUCUUCCUCCACUCCACUUGUUUGUAAUUGAGAUAUUUAAGAUGACGUCAAUAAAAUUGUGUA